Cynoglossus semilaevis (tongue sole) is the source of this 3532-nucleotide messenger RNA. It is a transcript of the gene acss2, whose product is annotated as acyl-CoA synthetase short chain family member 2. Gene Ontology annotation, cellular component: cytoplasm. NCBI's taxonomy places the organism in Eukaryota, Metazoa, Chordata, Actinopteri, Pleuronectiformes, Cynoglossidae. The transcript has 19 exons. Gene Ontology annotation, biological process: acetyl-CoA biosynthetic process. The record is from RefSeq and is a predicted model, not a curated record. The coding region runs from base 466 to 2562 and encodes 698 amino acids. Gene Ontology annotation, molecular function: acetyl-CoA synthetase activity.
GCGAGGACGUGAAACGGCGUUGACUGAGCGAAACACACUCUCGAUACUAAUAAAUAGUCUUUCUCAAUUAAAUAAAUUGAUGGAGGAUACAAUUAGCAGUUAAAAUCGCUAUAUUUCCGAUAAAAUGCAAAGCUGUGUUUAUGCACUGCGGAUUCUUUCGCGCGUUUUCUGUCUGCUGUAGUAGGUUAGCUUAGCCAGUUAGCUGAGACGGGACACUGGGUGUGUGGUCGCCCUGAAAAAGUGACCUGUAGCUCUCAAUUAAAAAACACCAGGUUCUCCUACUAACUCCCUGACUGUUACCGCAGCACCUUAAGCAAUACGAACAUAAUCACCUUACACAACAAUUUAUAAACACCCGAGCUAGCUUCCUGGUCUACACUAGCGGCGUUGACUGACUGCGCUGGCAAUUGCAGAAGUCUCGUUGUGUCAGGUUGUUCCUGUAUUUGAGACAAGCGGAUCAUUAUCAUGAUUCCAGACAAAGUCCCAAAAGAAAACGUCUUUCACGCCGAUGAGGAGCUGAGGAAGGAGGCUCACGUUAACACCUUUGAAAAGUACAAAGAACUUUAUCUGAAGUCGAUACAGAGUCCAGAUGAGUUCUGGGGGGACAUCGCCAAGGACUUCUUCUGGAAAACCCCACACACGGGUGAGCUUCUGGAGUACAACUUUGACGUGACCAAAGGAGAAAUUUUCAUCAAAUUCAUGGAGGGAGCCUCUACCAACAUCUGUUACAACCUCCUCGACCGUAACGUCCAUGAGAAGAAGCUGGGCAACAAAGUGGCCUUCUACUGGGAAGGAAACGAGCCUGGUGAUGAACUGACUGUGACGUACAGGGAGCUGCUGCAGAGGGUCUGUCAGUUCGCCAAUGUCCUGAAGUCUCAAGGUGUAAAGAAGGGUGACCGCGUGUCCAUCUACAUGCCCAUGGUGGUAGAGCUGGUAGUGGCCAUGUUGGCCUGCGUACGCAUAGGAGCCGUUCACUCCAUAGUGUUUGCAGGCUUCUCUGCAGACUCGUUGUCAGAGAGGAUAAUGGACUCUCAGUGUUCACUACUCAUUACUGCAGAUGGCUUCUAUCGAGGAGAUAAACUGAUCAACCUGAAGGUCUUGGCUGAUGAGGCUCUGCAGAAAUGUAGAGGCAGAGGAUUUCUGUUGAACAAGUGCAUCAUGCUGAAACAUUUGUCCAAACCACCAGAGGACGUGUCUGCGGGCUCUCAGUCUCCUCCAGCCAAACGGCCUUGUCCUGAUCUAGAGCAGGAGAAACAGAGCAGAGUAAAGAAAACGCGUCCUGUGCCCAAGGUUCCGUGGAACCCUGACGUGGACUUGUGUUGGUUGACUCUGGAGAGUGCAGCAUCAGACGAGUGUGAACCAGAGUGGUGCAAGUCUGAAGAUCCGCUCUUCAUCCUCUACACUAGCGGCUCCACCGGCAAACCAAAGGGCGUGCUCCACACUGUCAGCGGUUACAUGCUUUACACUGCUACCACCUUCAAACUGGUGUUUGACUACAAGCCUGACGACGUGUACUGGUGCACAGCUGACAUUGGCUGGAUCACUGGACACUCCUACAUCACCUACGGCCCGCUCGCCAACGGCGCCACCAGCGUGCUGUUUGAGGGGGUGCCCACUUACCCAGACGUGGGCCGCAUGUGGGAUGUGGUGGACAAAUAUCAAGUGACUAAGUUCUACACUGCCCCAACUGCCAUCAGGCUGUUGAUGAAGUACGGCAGCGAGCCGGUGCAAAGGUACAAACGAGGGUCUCUGAAGAUCCUGGGGACAGUGGGGGAGCCCAUUAAUCCUGAGGCCUGGCAGUGGUACUACACCGUGGUGGGAGACGGGAGGUGUCCCAUCGUCGACACUUUCUGGCAAACAGAAACGGGUGGACACGUGUUGACUCCUCUACCUGCAGCGACUCCCAUGAAACCCGGAUCUGCUACCUUUCCAUUCUUCGGAGUGGUGCCAGCCAUUUUGAAUGAGUCAGGCGAAGAGCUGGAAGGUCCGAGUGAAGGCUAUCUGGUCUUCAAGCAACCGUGGCCUGGCGUGAUGAGAACAGUUUACGGAAAUCAGUCCAGGUUUGAAACCACCUACUUCAAGAAGUUCCCAGGAUACUAUGUUACAGGAGAUGGCUGCCGUAGAGACAAAGAUGGAUACUACUGGAUUACAGGAAGAAUAGACGACAUGCUGAACGUCUCAGGUCACCUGCUGAGCACAGCCGAGGUGGAGUCAGCUCUCGUUGAGCACCAGGCUGUCGCUGAGGCCGCGGUGGUCGGCAGACAGCAUCCAGUCAAAGGGGAGAGUCUCUACUGUUUCGUCUCUCUCACUGAGGGUGUCACGUUUGACCAUGCGCUGGAGGUUGAGCUAAAGAAACAGGUUCGUGAAAAGAUAGGUGCCAUCGCUACACCUGACUUCAUUCAAAAUGCUCCUGGACUUCCCAAAACGAGAUCUGGUAAGAUCAUGAGGCGCAUAUUGCGUAAAAUUGCCUGUGGUGAACGAGACCUAGGGGACAUCUCUACGCUAGCGGACUCCACUGUUGUUGAGCAACUCUUCCAGAACAGAUGCUGCACUGCUGUGUGAUGGCUUUCGGGAUUCCUUAAACACUGCAGAUGCUGCUGCUACUGCUCCUGCUGCACGCUUAUAGGCUCGUAACCAAAGGAGGAAAGUGUGGGGGAAGAAAGAGGACAAAGGAUGAAGACAUUUUUUGAGAAAACAACCUUUGGCUCCUGAGGCCCAGCAGGAAAACAGCUCAUCAAUUCGUUGUUCAUGAGAAGCCAAAGUGUUCUUUUCUGAAAACACUGCCCUCCUGUGGAAGAAAAUCAGUUUCAUCCUAUUAUUUUCUAUAUUUUUUAACCAACAAUUGUCAGAAAUGUGUUGAUAGUAAAAAUACUGAUUAUACGGGUCAAGAUUGGAUGAUAUAGGGAGAAUAGUGUGACCAGAGCCCCCUUGUGAUGUAUUUGUGUGGCAGCCUGAGUGGUAACCUGAGCAAAAAAAUAAUUCGAAAAAACAAUUAGUGACUUUCUACAUGUUUAUAGUUUUUUUUUUUUUUUUUUUUUUUUUAGAAAUACCUUUUGACAAGAAAUGUUUUAGUUUGUGAUGUCUCUGUAUGUGCAGAAUUAAAAAUUGUGUCAUGAAAUUAUGUCUCAGGAUGGCAAACACUCCAGAGGAUUACUCAGAUCGGUUCCUUUUAUAUUCUUCUGAAAAGAUAUAAGUAUCUACAAACAUUUUUUGCAUAUAAAUUCCUUUAUCCCAUCAAUAUCCUUUUUAUGUGUGAUAAGUAUUUCUCACCUUUAUCUGCAGGGUCUCAUAGGACUUCUUAGGUUUACGAUUAAACGUCGUAGAAAGCCCCUAUGUGAUGCUUUAACUGUUUUACCUUAAAUUUGUAAAAAUAUUUUCUCUUUGGUUAUGCUGUAUGUUUUUUGUGCCAAUUUACGUAAGAGUGCAGCUGGAUGUGUACCUAAGAUAUUAGGUAUACUUUUCUUGUCCGGCUUUAAUUUCUGUCAUUUAAUGUUUGUGUGAUGUUGUCAGUAAACCUCCAUGACUACUGCCU